Messenger RNA from Odontomachus brunneus, 3530 nucleotides. It is a transcript of the gene PIG-G, whose product is annotated as GPI ethanolamine phosphate transferase 2. The record is from RefSeq and is a predicted model, not a curated record. The coding region runs from base 1 to 2766 and encodes 921 amino acids. The transcript has 13 exons. Gene Ontology annotation, cellular component: endoplasmic reticulum membrane. NCBI's taxonomy places the organism in Eukaryota, Metazoa, Arthropoda, Insecta, Hymenoptera, Formicidae. Gene Ontology annotation, biological process: GPI anchor biosynthetic process.
AUGCGUACGAGUGAUCUCCUGUUGUUUUACAUAUUGUUAAUUGCGCCAAUUUCUAUUGCUUUAUUUCUGUAUGGUUUCUUCCCGGCUGCUCAUCAUGUUGACAAAAUUGCUACUCGAAAAGAUAUCCCACAACAUGUUGAGAAUGUUAGAAUACAGACAAAUGUGCUAUACAAACCGAUAGUGAAUAAAUUGAUAAUCAUGGUGAUUGAUGCACUGAGAUGGGACUUUGUUGCAAGUCCAUUAGGAAAGCUUGCCAUGCCGAUAACAAGCAGUCUACUGGCAAAUUCUUCUGGAUGUUUGUUAAGGACUAAAUUACAAUCACCUACAGUGACAAUGCCCAGAAUAAAGGCUAUGAUGACUGGCACAGUGCCGAAUUUUGUAGAUGUAGUACUGAAUUUGGGAAGUAAACCUCUGUUGAGUGACAGCUUUUUGGUCCAGGCAAAGAAGCAAGGACAUAAAUUGGUGUUCUAUGGUGACGAAACUUGGCUCUCCCUAUUUCCCAACCUGUUUAUGCGUUAUGAGGGUACCACUUCGUUUUUUGUUACAGAUUUUACAGAAGUGGACAACAAUGUAACUCGACAUAUACAGGAUGAACUAAAUAAUGAUGACUGGUCUGUGAUGAUUCUGCAUUAUCUUGGACUCGACCACAUUGGUCACAUUGAAGGCCCGUUCGGCGCAUCAAUUAAACUCAAAUUACAAGAAAUGGACGAGAUCAUCGCUCAGAUAGCCCGCAAAGUGCGGUAUUGGAAUGAUAACGGAACUCCCGCACUCUUCGUCGUUUGCGGCGAUCAUGGGAUGAAGGACUCAGGUGGCCACGGUGGCUCGACGCUGCAGGAGACAACUGUGCCGCUUGUUACGAUUGGACAAAUUCGCUGUCCUCGAAAAAAUGAAUCAGAGCCGAUUGAAAUUGAACAACUAGACAUAGCGGCAACGCUCUCGGUUGCUCUGGGAUUACCCAUUCCUUCUACGAACCUUGGAUCUGUAUUCCUGGACAGUAUCUACGAUCUCACCGACUCUAAAAGACUAUUUCUUCUCUAUUACAACACGAAACAGCUAUUUAAUCAUUUCCGGGAUCUCGUAGCCAGUGAGUCACAAAAUAUACAUCGGAAAUAUAGAAAUACCGUGAGGCUUCACAUUGGUUGGUUGAAUGCGAACGAGAAACCGAGCGAGAUGGUGGAGAACAUCGUCUCUUCAUACAACGCGAUCCUCAAGGAAAUGAAGACUGCUUUGAUCACCAGUAUGGUCAAGUACGAUAUUCGCUCAAUGACCGCAGCUGUACUUUUCCUUUUACACAUACUUUGCAUUUUGUUCGUUGUUAGAAAUCUGGCUGGAUCUACGUGCAAAAAGACCGCAUUCUUUUUUGUGCUAAACGCGAGUUUGUGCCUGGGGAUAAAUUACUUCGUUGAUCCUGAGAGCACGACUUCGCCUUACCCGACGAGUGCGUUCAGUCUUCUGCUGAUCGUACUUAUUAUCACUAUUUUAUGCAUAAAUUGCUAUUUUUUGUCAAGUGUAAAACGUGGCGAUUUGUUUUUGAUAAAGGUGAAAAAGGGAUCAAAGAUACGGAUAUUCCAGAUCGGUGCGUUGUUGCACGUAGCGAGCUUUGCUGGCAGCAGUUUUGUUGAAGAGGAGCAUCAGACUUGGUAUUUCUUCUGGGGCAGUACAGUUGCGUGCUUGCUUUAUCGUUGCUCUGGAAAAUGGUUCGCGUACCAUCGAUAUUGCAGUGAUUCUAGCCAUCAGUUCCACGUACUUUGCAUUAAGUUAUUGUUGCUACUGAUAGGGCACAGAAUUCUGCGAAAACUAAAUAGCACCGGCGAUAAGUACGCCCAUCUACCCGAUAUAGCUGGUUGGUUGAAGGAAAAUGAUAGCAAAGUAGGAAUGACGCUCCUACUGCUCGCUGCACUCAUUUUUCUAAUUUGGAUCGCUUACGAUUGCGAGGAUAAGGAAUACAGGUGGCAAUCGUUAAUUCUUAAUACAGUAAUUGCAAUAUGCAUAUAUCUUCGCCAUAUGGCUAAUGAUGCGGUUGGAAAAAUUCCGUCAUAUUUCUCGUCGAGUGGAAUAUACGAAGUGCAAACGUUUUGGGGAAUAACAGCAUUAUUUCUCGUGAGCUGUGGUUAUCGAAUGAGAUUAAUGAUCAAAUAUAACAGGAAACGUUUCACGAGCACGAUGUUGUUCUUUAUGAUCAAUAUUUGGGUGAUGAUCUCGGCGAUGUUGCACCAGCCGUAUAAUGUGAUCUUAUUGCCGAUGCAGAUCGUCGCGAGUUCAAUCAUCGACACUGUAUUAAGGGAAAAUAAUUUGCUCGAUCUCAGUAUCUAUGCGCAUUAUUGGCUCGGCAAUGUAUUCUAUUUUUAUCAGGGCAACUCCAAUAGCCUCGCAAGUGUAGACGUCGCGGCAGGAUAUAUCGGACUGCGUUCCUAUAUGCCCUUCGUCAUCGGCGCAUAUUUAAUCGUCAACACUUAUUCCGCUCCAGUCUUGGCUUAUUUCUUGCUCAUUUACUAUCGACAAUUGAACGAAACGCACUCUGACGCUGUUGUGCGAACAAGCAAAACUUACAUCACGUGGAGAUUGUUCACGAUGACUGUUUACACGAUCAUUGUUACAGUACAGCGUCAUCAUCUGUUUGUCUGGUCGGUAUUCUCGCCGAAAUUGUUGUACGAAUCGAUGUACUCCGUGAUAAUGUGUUGCAGCACGCUACUAGUCUUAAUCGUGAUUAAGUUGCAACGUGCAUUGAUAUUUAAUUAUACAACAGCAACGACAUCGCAAUUCUAAUUGUACGAAUUUCAGUAUUCAACUGAAAGCUCUAUUCCUGAAAUACAGUAUUAACUGUAUAAAGAUGAAUAUGCCAUACAAACGGACACUUAAUAUUAAAAUAAAUUUGCGACGAGAGUGAACUAUAUCGUUCAACAGAAACUUUAUUUUUAUUUAAAAAAAAAAUCUCGACAAUCGUUGCAUUUCGCUUGAUCGGAGGUAAAAUUGAAUAUUGCCUCCGAACAAGAUGCGAACAAGACUAUUAUCAUCGUCUACCUAUUAUCAGUCACAACCAAAGAAUUUUUACUAACGAGAGAUCAGGAAACAUAUCAUGGAACUGUUUGAAAAGACUAUCAUGAUUUUCUAGAACAAUGUGCGAAAAGUUAAUGCAAUUGAAAUGAAGCUACGAAGAUAGUUAACAUUGUACGCACGAUUAUGAAAAACGUGUGCAGAAAAUUAUGUAACAUAAUUAUAUAAUAUAUUGAGACUCAUAUAUAAGAAUCCAAAGAAAUAUGGUAUAGUACAAUCAGAAACUCUGUUAGAAAUUCGAGCUUCUGUUAUAAUCGGAAGUAGUUCCAUGAUAGCUUUCAUAUUUUUAGAACCUGGAAUUCAUAACACUUUUAUGCGAAUAUACUGUGAUUUCUCGCAAAACACGCUUAUUGCUAUGAAUUCCCUAAAAUUUGCACUAGCUUUGUAUCCGCAAAUAAAUUAUUUUCCAUAGGAACAUCUUCGUAUGUAUAAAUACAUUACUAAUACUAAAGGCAUUAAAUACAAGAUGUCUCAGA